AAAAUCAGUUGAUCCCCCUCAUGAUACCAGAAUAAACUAAGUAUCUCGACAAGGGCAUGUGAGGAGCUCUGGUUGAUGAGUCAGUUUAAUUGCCAAUUCUGGUGUAAACCUCAUAACAAAGCUUCAGUGACAUGUGUGGACUGUGGUGACUUCGUGUUUGAUAACAUAGCUUUCCUCUGUAAGCUUUGUUCAGAACGACAGCAUUUGAAGCAUCAAGAUCACGAGCUUGUGCCACUUAAGGAAUAUAUUAAAAUGUCCAAGUCACUGACCAAGUCGGCUAUUGAGGAAAAAAAGGUUCAAGAAUCCUGUAAAAGCAUACUGCUGGUUGAUGACUGUGAAACUCUUUGCGUUAAAGAUGUAAAGGCAUUAGCUGAGUCCCUACACAUGACACAUGACCUGCCAGUUAACGUGCUCUCUAUAUUUGGUAACACUGGGGACGGUAAAUCUCACACGCUUAAUCACGUGUUCUUUGCCGGGCAGGAGGUCUUUGCUACCUCGUCCAGUCAGAAACCAGGAACGAUUGGAAUGUGGGUAGCGUAUGAUCCAAGUUCUAAUACUCUUGUUAUCGACACCGAGGGACUACUUGGUGUAAGCAGUAAUCUAAACAGAAGAACCCGGCUCCUCCUCAAGAUAUUAGCGCUUUCUGAUGUUGCGCUUUAUCGCACCCGCGCUGAGCGCCUCCACAAUGACAUGUUUGUGUUUCUUAAGGACGCGAGUAAUGUGUACUGUGAACACUUUAGUUCUGAGUUAGAGGGUGUUCUAGAGAAACACAGCAUAGAUGUGCCGGUGUCUAAGCUUGGUCCUAAAGUCGUUGUGAUUCAUGAAACACAGUUUACAGACACAUUGGAUUCCAGUAAUGAGAUGGUGCUAACAGAUGACCAGAAGUCAUUGGGCAGCAUGAGUAACUCCAGACCAUCUCUACACCGAGCUGAGGAGGAGAUUACGUCACGAUUUCUUGCUCUUGGAGAGUAUCCCAAGGCUUACAGUAAGAUACGUUACAUUGGUGUGAAAUCAGGGAAACAGCCCACUGAUUUUGACAUGAUACGAGAGGCAGUGUUAGAAGAAGUAGGUUCCAGCAGUAUCAGGAACAGUAAAUCUCUUGCUGUCAUCAUGGAAACUCUACAGGUACUAAACAGUAAGUUCAGCAACUCCAUCUCACCCCGGCCUCUCUCUACCUUCUCCGAUCAGUUCUUCAGAUGUCCAACUCUUUGUCUUACUUGCGGAGAUCAGUGUAAAUUAUCAGUAUCCCACGACGGGAAGCACGCCCCCUCCAGUACCUACUGUAGAUACCAACACUUACACAAGAACAGAGUUUAUAUCUGCGGAAAGUGUUAUCAUAACGGGGAUAGAAGCGAGGUAAUGUCGAAGUCGUACGAGGAUAGUGACAGCCUGUGGUCUGGGUACGCUAAAAUGGCCUGGUCUGGGUAUGUCAUAGAGUGUGAUAAAUGUGGUGUGAUAUACCGGAGUAGACAGUACUGGUACGGAAAUAAACCGCCGGAGUUAGACUCAGUCCGGACUGAAAUAGUACAUGUCUGGCCGGGGGAAGAAAGCAGGCCUGAUAACACUGGUAGAUAUAUAUUGGAUCAGAUCUAUUCUGUGUCUGAAACGAUAGGACAGUACAGUGCGGGGCCAACUCAGACGGUAACUGAUUGGAUAAACGACCAGAUAGCGCCUCCUUAUUGGGUCCCCAAUCACCUCAUCACUAACUGUUGGUCGUGCAAGAAGGACUUCAUACCUCUGGCUCAAAAACACCACUGUAGAGCGUGUGGUAAUGGGUUCUGUUCAGAUUGCUCAUGUCAGAGUAAGCCAGUGCCGUGGAGAGGUUGGGGUUACGACGCGGUGAGGGUUUGUGCUAAGUGCUUUGCUUCAACUGAUCACCCACCAGACGAAGAGCUAACAGAAGAGUACCUCGCCGCGGAUAUAACAGCAUGGAAAGUAUCGGAGUGUAUAAAAACAGCAGCUUCAGUUGUCAAGUCGGUAGUGGAGGUUCCGGCGAGUAUGGUGACGGAUUCCGUGAGACCUGAUUAUUGGGUGCCUGAUGUAGAUAUUAUAGAAUGUUACCAGUGUAAAAGUCCGAUAACCCAAGACAAACACCACUGUCGGGGGUGUGGUCAGGGGUUCUGUAGCGACUGUACCAGUAGCAAGAGACAAGUUCCAGAUCGAGGUUGGACUUAUCCAGUUAGAGUAUGUGACACCUGUAGUCUGACCUUGUGAUACAACGUAACAUCUUUUAGAAACUAGAAAUUCGUGACAACUCAACAAAAACUUGUUGGCUAAGAGUAUGAUUUUAUAAUGAGACUGUCGAAUUAAUUAUGAUUUGAUUUUAACACUAUUUGAGUCUUGAUGUCAUACCUCGACUUUAUGACUCGAGUUGUGAUUUUUGAAAUUAUUUGUAUUCGUCCAAGUUCUAAAAAAAAGACUGUAGAGUUGAAAUUUGAAGCCAUGCAAACGGAAUCUAUUAUAUGUGAAAUGUGAAAUGUGAAAUUGUACGUAAGAAUGUGGAUUGAUGUCAUCAUGUGAUUCUUGAAGAUUUGCUGCCUUGAAUUGUGCUCUCAAAUUGGUAGCUUAAACUAGCCCAACGGGCGGGAAGGUGGAGGAAAUAAGUAAAUAGGCAGCCAAAAUUCAGACUCCUUUUAUUUGCUAGGUAUUAAAGUAUUGUGGUGUCCCUGUAAACAGUAUUUAGUAAUUGCUGUAUUUUGGCAGAUGCUUUCUGUGAAAUUUAGAUAGGCUAAAAGAGCAGCUACAAGUUCAUAUUGCAGUCCCAAUCAAGGCUACAGUUCUUGUUCAAUCGGAAGCAGCUGAUUUCCUGGUUUAGACCAUUUGUUCUACUAAUCUGGUGUAUUCACCGAUUUACUGUUUAUUUGAUUCAGAUUUUAUUCGUUGAUAUAGAUCUAGAUACUGGUGGAGAGGUGAACCAUUUGUUUUCUGUCACAUGACAACGAUUAAUAAACCAUCUUCCAGCAUUGGCCAACCAAAGCACAGCAGAGAAUCACUGACCACUAUCAAAACAAAUUUGGGUCAUCUCCCCACCAGUAUCCAUAUCAUUAAGCAAAAUAUAUUUGAAAACAUGGGUUUUAUCCAAAUCCGGAGGGGUGUGUUGAUCGUGUUAAAUUUAUAUUUGUACCCAAAAGCUGGAUUUUAAUUUGAGUGUAUAAUUAAUAAUUAUGUCUGAGACUGUAUAACUGUAUUCGCAAGUUACACAAGUAUGGAUCUCCCUGUGUAAGUUAACCUGUUUUAAUGUUUCUUUGUUUUUAAUAAGACUAUGUCUAUAUCAAUAUGUAAUGUAGAAAGUUAACAUAAAAUUCUUUAACUUUUUAAUUUGUUUGAUGAAAUGAUAAUCAUAUUCUAAUUCUACCUGCACCAGAAA
Molecule: messenger RNA, 3367 nt
Organism: Bolinopsis microptera
Lineage: Eukaryota; Metazoa; Ctenophora; Tentaculata; Lobata; Bolinopsidae
Product: zinc finger FYVE domain-containing protein 1-like
Exons: 20
Coding region: 76-2214 (712 amino acids)
Biological process (GO): lipid droplet formation
Cellular component (GO): lipid droplet
Molecular function (GO): 1-phosphatidylinositol binding; phosphatidylinositol-3,4-bisphosphate binding; phosphatidylinositol-3-phosphate binding
Source: RefSeq, a predicted model, not a curated record